Phalaenopsis equestris is the source of this 993-nucleotide messenger RNA. RefSeq lists its product as uncharacterized. The record is from RefSeq and is a predicted model, not a curated record. The transcript has a single exon. NCBI's taxonomy places the organism in Eukaryota, Viridiplantae, Streptophyta, Magnoliopsida, Asparagales, Orchidaceae. The coding region runs from base 132 to 527 and encodes 131 amino acids.
UCACUUCGACACGGAAAUUGGCGGAAGCAUCCUCCCCAUUUUUCCCGGCAUUUCUUUAGAUGCGGUUGCGUUACCGCCGUAAACUGGUCGGAGCGGCCGGUCGAUCACUGGAACCCUAACACUAGCUUCCCAUGGAUCACACCUCUCUAACCCUAACCCUAACCCUUAUCUUCCUCACUCUCUUCCUUCUCAUCGACUCGCUCUCCCUCUCCUCCCCCAUUCAUUCCCUAACACCCGCAUCAUCCCCCUCCCACCCUCCACUCAACCACAUAAUGUCUGAACCAUCCGGCGUUGCAGCACUCUCGCCACCCCAUCAAAAGCACUCCCCGAAGCCAGUCUUCCACCACCAUCAGCGGCAACCUCCGCCGCAUCCUUCACCGGGGAAGCUAAAUUUCGGUAAGAAGCUCGGCUUUGCGUUCAUCGCCAUCGCGGGCGUACUCCAAGUAACUUUUGCGGGUUUCCUCAUUUAUAAGAGGCAGCAGCUGAAGAAGAUUGGGAGAAACUAUAGAAUGAGAGUCUCUUCAUGAUUUUUUGCAAUAUGGAAAUGAGAGAUCUUAUUCUGCACUAAAUUGAAAGUUGUGGAUAUAACAUUGCAUAUAAUGUUUUCUGAUGGAAGCUGGCUUGGAUUCUGGGAAUGCUUCCGGGCUCAAUCUGGGUAGAAUUUGGUGGCAGAGAAUUGAGCGUCUUGUUAAAUUCGGUACAUUGAUGGUUCUUUACUCGUUCUAUUGUUUUGUUUUGUUUUUUCUUAAUUGUUGACUAUAUACGGCUGUUAACGCUUUGGUUCCUGUAACAAAUAGUUCGAUCUUCAUAGAUUUUUUUAUUUUUUUAUGUAAUAAACAUUUCUGAUUAUCCAAUUCAACACGUUGAUGGCUGCUUGUGGAAAAUCUAUUUUAUGAUAUGAGUGCUGAAGAUUGUGAUGUUAAUGCUAGUGAUUUCAAGUACCCCGGCAUGUUGUACAAGAGUAGAACUUCUGGUAAUGUAGGGGAAGGGGGA